AUGGCGAUUUUUACAGUUUUAGACCAAGCUGAGGAAGACAAACUCCAUGCGACGCGGCUUCUAGGUAUCGAAGAGCGGCCCUUCAAACGGGUAUCUAAACGCCUUCUUGCCCCCACUACUCCUAUAACCUCUUUCUUGUCGCGACUGAGCCCGUCAGACGACGACGCAGCGACCGCAGAACUGUCUGGGGACGAACAUGAGAACUUCCUCCAAUCCUUGACACGCUUUCGCGAGGACGUGAUCCUCGACUUCGCAGCCUUUGAAUCCGCUAUCGCCCGCACAGGAUUCCUCCGCGCUGCAAACACCCGCGAGCGCGACCGCUAUGCCUCUGAAAAGCUCAAGAUUGAACAAACUGCCAACGAUGUGCGAGAGAACUUGUCACAUCUGAGAGUACAACUUGAUGAGGCGCAGAAGACUCUAGCGGUUCGAAAAACCUAUGAUGUGCUAGCGGAGAAGAUCACCCGAGAUGAAAAAUUGAAAGUCACGAGAGCCGAACAACAUAUGAAUCUCGAAAAACUCAAGGCCGAAAUCGAGGAGUUGGAACGUGAAAGCACGGAGUUGAAGGUCGCUUGGGCCGAGAGAAGGGAGCAGUUUGAACGAGUCAUGCACGAGGGAACGAGGCUGCGGAGGGUGAUUAGAGACGAGAAAGAGUCAGACCCAGAUGGCGACAAGGAUGACGCAGACCAAGAGCGGGAAAGAGAGGGUGACGAAGGGGAGAGGGAAAGAGACGGGCUCUCUACGGUUGGGACACCCAGACCUAUAGAUGACGCGCCAACGCCCUUGCCAGCUGGGCUCAGAGGAAGCGGCGUGCUGACACCUCGGUCGAAUCCGCUAGAUGGACCUGGUACCGGAGGAGGGGCUACGCCGCAGCGGGCCGACGAGGACGUUGAUAUGCAUGGAAACGCAGGGUUGUCUUUCGCGGGGGCCGGCAGUGUCAAGGACGCCGCAGGCACAGCUCUUGAGAACGCUACAGACGACAUGGACACAACUUAG
Fonsecaea nubica is the source of this 993-nucleotide messenger RNA. RefSeq lists its product as hypothetical. Bases 1 to 993 code for a protein of 330 amino acids. Gene Ontology annotation, cellular component: THO complex part of transcription export complex. The transcript has 2 exons. The record is from RefSeq and is a predicted model, not a curated record. Lineage: Eukaryota; Fungi; Ascomycota; Eurotiomycetes; Chaetothyriales; Herpotrichiellaceae. Gene Ontology annotation, biological process: mRNA processing.